UUUAUUACUUAAUUUGUAUAUUUUGACAUUUGGGUUUGAAGGAAAAUAAUCCUGACCUAAAAAUGAUUAUUAGAUAUGACUUUAUGGAACUCUACUUUUGAAUAAUCUCAAGAAUGGCUCUUUCCUCAGUUUUUAAUAGAAGUGUUCGUCAAUGCACCAGGCUUAUUUGCACCUCCCCUAUCAGUAAAGUCCAGAAGAAUGAACCCAACAAAGCUCUCACUGCUGAGUUUAAUUCCAUAGACGAUUUCACUACUCAGUUAAUACAAAGUAAAGUGAAUAAAUGGACUGCUCAAAACCCCAUUCAGCCUGCAGCUAAAAAAGUAUUUAUAGGUCAAAGUGCCUGUGAGAAUGAGUUGGAAGACAUAGCUUCCUUGAACAAAGAAGAAUUAAACCAACUUUUUCAAAACACUGCAGAUUCUUUUGAUAAUGAAAAAUUACUUAGGUUAAUGAAACAGUGUAUCAAAUUGAAACGAUGUCCCUCUUUGCAUCAUAUUUUUUACACGUUGAGUGUGAGUUCUAAAAUUGGUGACAAAUCAACUAUAGAAGAUAUUAGACAAUUGUGUGAGUAUAUCUGCCCAGAAGUUUUGAGAACGAAUGCUAAUUUUCAGCAUUAUGUUGCUGAAGCCGUUUGGAUAAAAGGCAAUAUAAAUGAGUCUUUGAGAAUAUUUAGAAAUAUUUACUCAAAUACAACUCAUUUGCGACGUAAUAUAAGAGAAAUGUUGAAGUUUUUGAUACUGAAUACAGUUUCAAGGAGGAGCGAAGUUGCGCUAGUGAGUAUAAUCAAAUUUUCAGAAGAUUUAAAAAAUGAAUAUGCAGAUUUCUUUCCCUUAACAUAUGUGUGGCAGACAUGUUUUCUGAGCGAAUGGUUCUCAGACCAAUGUAUAGCUUUUGAUUUGCUGACUAAACAUGAUGGACUUUGUGGAGCUGUGACAAGUAGAAUUCCUUAUGUGGUUGCUGUUUCCUUAAAGAAUCAUAAUACAGAACUAGUUCACAGAUUGUUUGAAGUUUUACUUCAUUUUGAUAUGAAGUCGCAGUAUGAAGGAGUACUUCUAGCAUUAUUAGAUUAUCAAAUACGCCAAGGAAAUACUCAACGAUGUUUGGAAAUUGUUCAGUGGUCAUUACAAAAUGAUGUGCAGUUACCGCCAGUUUAUCACAAAAACUUUGUCAGUCUCCUACUAGGUUCUGGGCCAGAUUUUUACUUGAAAUCUACAAAAAAUAUGCCAAAAAUAGAAACACAUUUCAAGUUUUAGUUAUAUUUUUUAGAAUUAUCAUAGGCAUAAAAAUAAUUUAUUGUAAAAAUAAAUAUCACAAGUGUACAGUUUCAAUGAUGUUGUCAUCAUAA
This is a messenger RNA of Leptinotarsa decemlineata (Colorado potato beetle), 1342 nucleotides long. RefSeq lists its product as uncharacterized. The record is from RefSeq and is a predicted model, not a curated record. NCBI's taxonomy places the organism in Eukaryota, Metazoa, Arthropoda, Insecta, Coleoptera, Chrysomelidae.